GUUUCCUCCGGUAAACAAGCGGCGCACGAGUCUGGAAAUCGCCGGCGGAGAGCGGAGGGGGGGGGAUACCGGGGACACAGCCAUGGCGACGGGAGGUGGAGGUGGAGGAGGCGCACUGAGGCGGAGGAGGAGAGCGGGGCUGCCGGGAAUCUGCUGGAAAACAAGCUGCUACUUCCCGCUCCUGCUCUGGGUCGUUUCCGUGUGUGGAGAAGAGAAGACGUUCAUAGUGGAGACCUGGCUGAAGAACUACGGUUACCUGCUGCCUCACGACGUCCGCACCUCGGACCUGCGGCAGGAGAAAGCCAUGCAGUCUGCUGUGGCCGCCAUGCAGCGUUUCUAUGGGAUUCCUGUGACGGGCGUCCUGGACGAGAAGACCAUAGAGUGGAUGAGGAGACCUCGCUGUGGCGUCCCAGAUCAUCCUCACACCAGCCGCCGACAGAGGAAUAAACGCUACGCCCUGACGGGACAGAAAUGGAGAGAUAAAAAGAUCUCGUACAGAUUGUGUCUCUCCCCCUUCCGUCUCCCAGUCUAA
This is a messenger RNA of Paralichthys olivaceus (Japanese flounder), 532 nucleotides long. The record is from RefSeq and is a predicted model, not a curated record. Lineage: Eukaryota; Metazoa; Chordata; Actinopteri; Pleuronectiformes; Paralichthyidae.